AUGGGUAAAGUGAGUUUUUAUGUGCUCUGGUCGCUUCGUGAUGCUCCCCGACAGCUGAUCAGUAAAUUCAACCGGCUCUGCUACCAGUCUCAGGUACCCUUGCCAUUGCCAAAACAACUAGUGGUGUUCAGCCUUGGAGACUGGAAAUCCUAUUCAGAAGACACCAGCAUCACAGUGGAGGUGUCUGUCAGUCCAGAUGUGAAGCCCCAGAAGAUAGGAAGACUGUCGGCUGAAACGAGAUGUCUGGUGUGGGAGGAGGAGUGGAGGCUUGAUCUACUCACAGCUGCAAUGGAGCAAGCAGACAGAGGAGUCUUUGGUAAACUUCUGCUCACAGUCAAUGGACAGGUUAAAACCAGUUUUACCAGCAGCACCCCAGUGUCCUCCAGGAAACGUCUCAAUAAAGACAGCCAGGCUUCAUCCCAGCCGGUGGAAAACAUGACAACACUGCUGUUCAGUGGAGUAAAUCAAUUGCCAGAGACACCUGAACGUACGAUUUUAGGAAGGAGUAAGAUUCCGCAUUUAAGCUCUGGGGAUGAUUUGAGUGUCAUGAAAAGCACCAUCCGAGACUCCCCACCUUCCAAAAAGAUGUGCACGCUGUCGGUGGCAAGUGAUGAGGAAAAAGAGGUCCGGUUUCUGAAGAAAGCAAGGAAAUCUGUGAAAGAACUUGUGGAGCAGAUCACCGAAGUGUGCCCGAAUCCACGGUGGGGUCAUAGAAUGUGUCUCAGUGACCCUGAGACGGCAAUUCUGAUUGGUGGAGAGGGCAGAGCGCGGAAGCACUGCAAAGACUCCCUGUGGAAACUUGAAAUCGAUGAUGAUUUUUGGUUCCCAAUGGACUCUUCUGUCUCUGGCCCCACUCUGCCUUGUUCUCGUGGUCACUCGGCCACGUACGACCCCGAAUCGAAGCGCAUUUAUGUUUUUGGUGGGGUGAAGGAUGGCAAGCGUUACAGUGACAUAUACAUGCUGAACACUUCAACAUGGAAGUGGUCUCACAUACCUGCAAAAGGUAAAAUCCCUACACUGUCUUAUCACAGUGCAACAAUCUUUAAAAAGGAGCUGUUUGUCUUUGGAGGCGUCUUCCCAAAUCUUUCUCCUGAAGGGAAAGCCCCCAGUAACGCACUCUAUAUAUUUAACCCAGAGCAUGAAAUCUGGUACCAGCCUAUUGUGGAAGGAGAGAAGCCGCUGCCCAGAUUCGGUCACUCAGCCACCCUUUUAACAAACAAGCUGAUCAUUUUUGGUGGAAAAAAAACUCUAGUCUUCCUCAACGAUCUCCAUAUAAUGGACCUAGGUUUCAUGGAGUACACGUCUGUACAGUAUGCUAACUCUCCUCCAGUGCCUCGCGGGUUCCAUGCUGCUGUAGCAGUGUCCCAUAACAAAGUGCUCAUCAGUGGAGGGUGCUGUGCAACUGGAGCCCUACAGGACAUGCAUUUAUUUAAUUUGGACAAUAGCACCUGGAGUUCUAUAGCUCCCUCAGUCCUUUGCUCCGUACCCCGGGCUGGACACAGCAUGAUCAAUCUCGCUGUACCUCGUCAGACUGAUGCUGAGAAAGAGAAACAACCCAAUAGAACGUUCUGCACGAUUCUUAUAUUCGGGGGCUCAGAUUGUUCUGGGAAGUUCUACAAUGACACAGUAAAAUCCAUCUUAGAAAUCUAG
Molecule: messenger RNA, 1650 nt
Organism: Polyodon spathula (Mississippi paddlefish)
Lineage: Eukaryota; Metazoa; Chordata; Actinopteri; Acipenseriformes; Polyodontidae
Exons: 12
Coding region: 1-1650 (549 amino acids)
Molecular function (GO): protein binding
Source: RefSeq, a predicted model, not a curated record